Messenger RNA from Solenopsis invicta (red fire ant), 995 nucleotides. Its product is annotated as 40S ribosomal protein S2. Bases 107 to 943 code for a protein of 278 amino acids. The record is from RefSeq and is a predicted model, not a curated record. Gene Ontology annotation, cellular component: ribosome; cytosolic small ribosomal subunit. Gene Ontology annotation, molecular function: RNA binding; structural constituent of ribosome. Gene Ontology annotation, biological process: translation. The transcript has 3 exons. Lineage: Eukaryota; Metazoa; Arthropoda; Insecta; Hymenoptera; Formicidae.
CAAUACCACAUUCCAAUGAAAUUUAUACGUUACUUUAGGCGUUAGUACGCACGCGCAAAAAGAUUCUUCCAUUCUUGUGAUUUCUACGUUCAGGAAGAAAGUAACAAUGGCGGACGCUGCUCCAGCCACACGUGGUGGUUUUCGUGGGGGUUUCGGUUCUCGCGGUGCGGGAGGCGAUCGUGGAGGUCUGAGAGGCCGAGGACGUGGCAGAGGCAGAGGACGCGGUCGCGGACGCGGCAAAGAAGACAGCAAGGAAUGGGUUCCGGUUACCAAACUGGGUCGCUUGGUCAGAGAUGGCAAGAUCCUAUCCCUUGAGCAUAUUUAUCUCUUCUCUCUACCCAUCAAGGAGUUUGAGAUCAUCGAUAGGUUCCUUGGACCGGAUCUAAAGGACGAGGUUUUGAAGAUCAUGCCUGUGCAGAAGCAGACGAGAGCAGGUCAACGCACGCGUUUUAAGGCUUUUGUCGCCAUCGGAGAUAGCAAUGGCCACAUUGGACUGGGGGUGAAAUGCUCCAAGGAAGUAGCCACUGCUAUUCGCGGCGCCAUCAUUCUGGCGAAGCUCUCCGUUGUGCCUGUCCGUCGCGGUUACUGGGGUAACAAAAUCGGCAAGCCCCACACAGUACCGUGCAAGGUGACUGGUAAAUGCGGCUCCGUGCAGGUGCGCCUAAUCCCAGCGCCCAGGGGUACCGGCAUCGUGUCUGCUCCGGUUCCCAAGAAGCUGCUACAAAUGGCAGGAAUCGAGGAUUGCUACACCUCGGCCAGGGGCUCCACAUGUACGCUCGGCAACUUCGCCAAGGCCACAUAUGCUGCGAUCGCUAAGACGUACGCGUACCUGACGCCCGAUCUGUGGAAGGAGCAGGCCCUGGCCAAGGCACCGUACCAGGAGUUCGCCGAGUAUUUGUCUAAGACUCACAAAGGAGGUGCGAGAGCAACGGAAGUUGUCUAAAUAAACGCCCAAUGGAAGUUGUCUGAUAAAUAAAAUAUCUGGCUACCAAAAA